Molecule: messenger RNA, 741 nt
Organism: Chanos chanos (milkfish)
Lineage: Eukaryota; Metazoa; Chordata; Actinopteri; Gonorynchiformes; Chanidae
Gene: fgf11b
Product: fibroblast growth factor 11b
Exons: 5
Coding region: 1-741 (246 amino acids)
Molecular function (GO): growth factor activity
Source: RefSeq, a predicted model, not a curated record
AUGGCAGCUCUUGCCAGCUCUCUCAUAAGACAGAAACGGGCAGUCAAGGACGACCAGACCAACCGACCGAUAGCCAACAAACGCAAACCUUGUCCCAAGAGCAACAAGUCUCUUUGCCAGAAGCAGAUCCUAGUCCUCAUCUCCAAAGUUCGACUAUGUGGGGGUCGACGGGGAAGAACAGACAAAAGGCCAGAGCCUCAGCUGAAAGGUAUUGUCACUCGUCUGUACAGUCAACACGGCUACUACCUCCAGAUGCAGCCGGAUGGCACCAUGGACGGCACAAGGGACGAGAACAGCUCCUUCUCACAGUUCAACUUGAUUCCUGUGGGUCUUCGGAUAGUAGCGAUCCAAGGGACGAAGACAGGCCUGUAUUUGGGCAUGAACAGCGAGGGGUACCUCUACACGUCUGAACAUUUUAAUCCGGAGUGCAAGUUUAAGGAGAGCGUUUUUGAGAAUUACUACGUGACGUACUCCUCCAUGCUGUACCGCCAGAGCCAGUCGGGCCGGUCCUGGUACAUCGGUAUCAAUCGCGAGGGUCAGGUCAUGAAGGGUAAUCGAGUAAAGAAGACCAAAGGGGCCGCCCACUUCCUGCCCAAAGUCAUUGAAGUUGCCAUGUAUAAAGAGCCUUCGUUACAUGAGCUGGUGGGGGAGCAGAGCCCCCCUAGGAAAACAGUAAAGACCUCAGACUCGCCCUCCCAGCAGAACGGGAGGAAAGAGGCCCCUAAAGCAGACGCUUCUUAG